AGGGAUAGAUGGCGUUCAUGCAAAUGUCAGAAUUGGCGAAGAUACCAAUACAUUUUUAUCAAUUUUUUUAUCAACGACCCAAAAUUUCUAGUCAACUGGUUUCAUUCAUACUUUUUUGAAUACCCAAGAGAGAGAACAGAAAACCAUGGGUAAUGAAAGUUCUCUACCCAUGGAGCUCUGCUCAAACUUCGAUGCUGAUGAAAUCAGACGUCUUGGAAAGAGAUUCCGCAAGCUUGAUUUAGAUAAUUCAGGGGCACUCAGUAUCGAUGAGUUUAUGUCACUGCCGGAACUCCAGCAGAAUCCGUUGGUACAACGUGUUAUUGACAUUUUCGAUGCUGACGGUAAUGGGGAAGUUGAUUUUAAAGAGUUUAUACAGGGGGUCUCCCAGUUCAGUGUGAAGGGAGACAAGCUGUCCAAGCUCAGGUUCGCCUUCCGCAUCUACGACAUGGACAACGACGGUUUCAUCUCCAACGGGGAACUGUUCCAGGUUCUGAAGAUGAUGGUUGGCAAUAACCUGAAGGACACCCAACUACAGCAAAUAGUCGACAAGACCAUCCUGUUUGCUGACAAAGACGAAGAUGGCAAAAUCUCCUUCGACGAGUUUUGCAAUGUCGUGGGCAACACAGAUGUCCACAAGAAGAUGGUAGUAGAUGUCUAAACUAGCCGUUAGGGCCAGGCCGGUGCCCCUUCAGGGCCCCGGCUCAUUAUUAUGACCACAUUAAUGUAGUGUCUGUAGUCUCAUGUAGAAGAAUUUGGUUCCAAAACUCACACUUAAAAUUAAUAUGCAGAUAGGUGUAAGUUAUUUAAUUUGCAUUAAAUGUUAGCGUCAUAUAUAUUUAAAGAUUAUUAAUAAUAAUAAUAAUAUUGUAGUCUUUAUUUGGAAAUUUUGGAGGUUAAGUGUAGCCAAGGCUACUUCACUCUACCCCCUAAUUAAGGUUAAGGCAUUCUCUAAAUUAAACGACAUCUGAUGAUACUUAAUGUUGCAUAUGCGAAGUCCGUGCAUAUGUUUUUGAAAAGUAGAUUUCUGAUUCGAAAAUUGAAAUGGAAAGUCAAUUAGUUUCAGAAAGUAUUUACUGUUAGGAAAUGACCACUUGGAAAUUAAGAACAUACAUUUUAAAUGUGACAUUUUAAGACAAAUAUCCAGUUUUAGGUGUUACUUAUUUCAUGGAAUUUUGCAAUUGAAUAUGACAUAUUAAGAUUAACCAUGUUAGUAUCGUAGAUUAUUGAUUAAAUAUACUAAUAUAUGUCAUUCACAAAUUUAAAGGCUUCGAAUGAACACUAUAUAACUAUCGUAUUCUCUAUAUUCUUCAUUAUAAGAGUUGAAGAAGUAAGCUUAAAUAGUGCGUGGAAUUUUGUUAAAAAAAAAUCAAAAACUGAACAAAAAAAAAUUACAUGCUAUCGUUAAUUAUACUGCAUGACUUUGUGCAAUUGUGCUUGUUUCUUGUUAUUGAAAAUAUUUUUUAAACCUAUAUAAGAUACACUAGUUGUACUUUAUACCUUAUCUUGUUGUUGUGUGUAUUGUAUUGAAUUUAUAGUCGGUGAAAUAAUGUUUUAGAGGUAAUCGAGCUUUCCAAAGUACUUAAGCCAUGAUGUGCUAAUUUUACAUGCUUAAUAUUUCAUGGCUUCCAGACAAGGUGGUUUAAGUGCACAACUGCUUUGUUUAUUAGCCAUGGCGCAAUUUGCGUCGGUAUCAUGUCCAAUCUUUGAGCCUGCUCGCUCAAAGUUUGAUUCCUGAUAUCCGAAAUUCACUGAUAGUUCUCCAUUCGGGGAAUAAACACUGAAUUUUUUAACGUACUAAAUGAUAUUUAACAUUACAAUUGGUGCAUGUAUGAUGAAUAUCUUAAUGGAAAGUUGUUAUCCCACAGUGUAAAAUAUGCUAAUCUGUUUGUGUUGUGUAUUAGCUAUAGUUGUUUCGUUGUUCAGUAAUUUAUGUUCAAUAAAAUUAUUUCACCUCUCA
This is a messenger RNA of Harmonia axyridis, 1957 nucleotides long. RefSeq names its product calcineurin subunit B type 2. Bases 146 to 658 code for a protein of 170 amino acids. The record is from RefSeq and is a predicted model, not a curated record. Lineage: Eukaryota; Metazoa; Arthropoda; Insecta; Coleoptera; Coccinellidae. Gene Ontology annotation, molecular function: calcium ion binding; calcium-dependent protein serine/threonine phosphatase regulator activity. The transcript is spliced from 5 exons.